GCUCUGCCCGACGCUGCUGUUCCGCAGAAUUAUCAAAAGCUCUAAGUGAGUGUAGGGGCAAGGUCAAGCCUAAACGUCACUUUGCAGCCACACCAUCUACUGAGUCAGCGAAAGAGAAGGCAUUGCCUCCUAACGGUACCAUCGGCCUUCCGGAGCUGCUGCCGACAGUACUUAAAGUGGAACCGAAAAUUCUGUAGUUCCAGCACGUAGGCCAGCGCCAAGGUACAAUAUGAUGACAAGUUUGUUUCCGAAGCUCACCGUUUGUGCAUUCGUGCUCCUCGUCACGGGCCAUCCUUUGCCUGAGGAGCCCGAGUCAAGCCCUGCCUCUCAGCCAUCGGCGCAUGAGAUCGCCAACGCAGUGAAGCAGGUUUCAGCAGCGAGUCCAGCUUCAGAGGACGCGGUUGCUGAAGCAGCCGCUGCAGAAACCGUAGCCGAAGCAGCAGCGCCGGACGGGGCUGCCGCCGCGGCGGCGCCAGUGGAAGGAGGAGCUGCAGAAACGGCAGCGGCCGCAGCUGUGGGUGCUAGCAGCGGCGCGCACGGCGCAGCCGCAGUCGCACCUCUCGGCGCAAGAGCAGCUGACGCCGCCCUGCCCCACAUCUCGGGAGCCGUGUCGGGACCACGCUACGAGCACGCGUCGCACCAGCAAUCGGCUCGGCAAGAGGGGUUCAGUGAGGCGGCGCAAGGGGCCGAGCAGGGCAGUCACGCAGCUGAGUCCGGCGAAGCCUUCAAGAAGGUCGAAGGCUUCGAGAACCAGAGUGGCUUCCGAAAGCAGGAUGGCUUCUCAGAGAAGAGCAGCAACCGCUAUGGGUCAGGAUUCUUCCAGGGAAGCGAGGGACAGCACGACUUCAACCGUGGAAACCAGCAUUCCUUUGGAGUCGCCGGUUACGGUGCCCACCACUCACAGGGGGUGGUCGGCAGCCCCAACUAUCACGAGCUCCUGAAGGUCGGCUUCAUCCCAUGAUUAGGUCAAGAAUACCAGGGCGUCGAAGAGUAACUGCGGCUUCCGUUCCUGCAGAUCGCGCCUGCAGUAGGCACUAGCAUAACGGCAUUUGUUUCUCAAUACACAAUUCAUAAACAUUCUACGCGUGGCAUCUCUUGUCCCUCAAAGGCCUAUACGUACAAAUGUCUUCACCUGAAAGGAAUGUGUACACACGUACAGCCGCACACAUCACGCUACACGUCCAGCUCUGAAACAGAGCUUAUCACUCCGUGUCUCCGAAGGGUUCCUGCAGCCCCCGUUCAAAAUGUCUAAGGGCAGCAUUAAGCAGGUUUCAGCCAUGCAGUCACGAAUGGCCUUGUCAUAAAUAUUACAUCCUUCCAGAAAUAUCUCGAGGACCACUAGCGCUCGCCUUGGUAAUGUAUCUGUUGGCCUUGAACCUACACUCUCAGGAAAUUAACAUCUUCGAAGGUGCAUUCCAUAUCGAAACUAAAGCACUGCACAGGCCGUUUUUUCAGGCCCGGGCCCGGCCCGAGCCCAAAAGUGUCAUGCGAUGGCCCGCCCGAGCCCGACUCGGUAGUUUCAAACCUGACCCGGGCCCGGCCCGCUUCGGCCGUUAGCCCUUGAGCUUAAGCGAACCAUGGUCCAAUUUUCAGUAAUUGUGAUAACACCAUCCGCGUCACAGGACAUUUUCUAGAGAUUGUUUCGACUGUAUCAGGACUUGGUCUGGCGUUAUUGCUGAUAAAUGAACAAGUAAAAUGGAAAGAAAGAUUAUAUAUUCGACCCAUUAUACUCGUGCGUUAACAUGCGAUAUGAGAGCAUGUGCUACAUUUGCCAAAUAGUUGGUCCAUCCUCCAGCGUGCCCGAUGUUGGAGGUCACGCGAUCAAAAGAUAGCUAGAGCAGAAGCGAGGGGGGGGGGGCAAAGUGAGCGCGCGCUAGGUGGAGGGAGGAAGAGGCAAGGGCGUUUCACCUCCUUGGCCAUAGCACAGGCCACGCUGUCCACGCGGCUGAGCCCAUUCUGUAGAUGUUGUGGGGAACUAGCAACACUGAAUCACAUAAUAUGGGACUGCGAGGAGGACAAGCCUCCUCCUAACCUGAAGGCCUUUCCCUCACGUGAAGCAUGGGAGGCGGCGCUGCACAGUUCUGGGCUGGACAUCCAACUCCAGGCCAUAGAACGAGCUGAAGAGGUCGCCUUCAAACAUCGAUUGACGGCCAUCUGGCUCGCCUGAAGAAACCACGCCUAAUCACCCCAGCUAACGAUGACGAAAUAAAGUUCUUCCUACCUGUAGUAGGCAGUUUUCAAAAGUC
This is a messenger RNA of Dermacentor andersoni, 2246 nucleotides long. RefSeq lists its product as uncharacterized. The record is from RefSeq and is a predicted model, not a curated record. Lineage: Eukaryota; Metazoa; Arthropoda; Arachnida; Ixodida; Ixodidae.